Messenger RNA from Quercus lobata, 1222 nucleotides. RefSeq lists its product as uncharacterized. The transcript has a single exon. NCBI's taxonomy places the organism in Eukaryota, Viridiplantae, Streptophyta, Magnoliopsida, Fagales, Fagaceae. The coding region runs from base 329 to 865 and encodes 178 amino acids. The record is from RefSeq and is a predicted model, not a curated record.
UGGCCCCCAAGACAGCCGAAAGUGAAAACUGCUCGUCUAAGAAAACACUUCAUUUCUCAACAGCUCCAAUGCCACCAUUGCCCCUUACAAAAACACCUUUUGCUUCUUUUUUCAAAUCCAUAGUGUACCAUUUUGGUAAAUUUCUAAGAAAGAAAAAGAAAAAUCAAUAGGGUAUCAGGCUCCUUCCAUAAAAACCAUCCAAGUUCAGUCUAUGUGAUGCAAAAUCUUCAAAUAAUUUAUAACAUCCCACCCUGCCUCCUGCUUCUUAGGCCUCUCCCUUCAAAGAACAGUUCAUCAUCACAUUAUACUAAUACUAAGCAACAUUUUAAUGCCCCGCUCGAGCUUGGCAAAGAAGCUACAACACGCUAAUAAAGCGUGGAAGAGCUUCACCAUCACACUCCAAUCCAAAUUACACAAGCUCAAGAUCUCCAAAGCCAUAAAAACCACCACUCACCGCCUCCUUGCCAUGCGUUGCUUCCGCUUCCUUUUCAAACGAUACCCUCUCACUAAACCCUCCUAUCAAUACAGCCAACAUUACUACCACCACAACCAGCCUCAAAAGAACUUUUCUGCUAUACACAUAGACGAGCUCUUUGAUGAACCUGUGUCAGUGUAUACCAAGAAUAUGCAUGCUCACGCUGAAACAAGCAAAGGUAAAAAAGUGUUCAACGAGAAGGUUUUACCAACAAAUACCAAUAACAUUAAUAGUGUUGAGGAUGCCUGGAAGGUGGUGGUUGCUUCAUCACCGCAUCUCCAAGUGGAUGAAAGGGCAGAGGAAUUCAUCUCCAAGUUUCAUGAAGAGAUGAAGCUCCAGAAGGAAAGGUCAAAUCUUGAGUUUCAGGAGAUGUUAGCCCGCAGUGCCUAAAAAUUAAAUUUUUCAUUCUUUUUUUUUUUACUUUCAUAUUUUCUUCUAUCUUUCAAUACAGAAUAUGAAAGUUAUAACAGGUACUUGAUGGUUUGAGAUUUUCUCCUUUUUUUUUCUCACCUUGUGGGGUGGAGUGAAAACAAUGAUUUUGCAAUGAGUAUGAUUAUGAAAGUGUAUAGCAACCCUGGGUUGUCUAGGGCUUCUUGUGUAUUCUCGUCAAUGAUUCUUUUCAUGUGGCUUUUUGAAUUUGGUGAUUUGAUACAUACAUAUGGGGAGUGCUUUGUUUAAUUAGUGUGGAAAAUAAAACAAAGUUGUUUGUAUUUGAAGAACUUGCAAUGCAAUCAUGAAAGUUUGUAA